This is a messenger RNA of Zea mays, 1982 nucleotides long. RefSeq names its product R3H domain protein. The record is from RefSeq and is marked predicted. Gene Ontology annotation, molecular function: nucleic acid binding. The transcript is spliced from 5 exons. Bases 485 to 1468 code for a protein of 327 amino acids. Lineage: Eukaryota; Viridiplantae; Streptophyta; Magnoliopsida; Poales; Poaceae.
UGGCUUUACCCUAUGAUGCUAAUCCAUGUUGGUGCAGGUGGGUAGACAAGAACACAGAUGGAUCAAUCAGCGUCUGGAGCGACGCGGCUGUGCGCCUGGCCCUCCGUCGCGGUCUGUUACCUAUAUCUCCGCAAAGGCACAUGGAUAAAUUUUUUCAAGGCUGAAGCAGUUAUUAGUUGCAAUCUCCAGCAUAACAAAUUCGCGAAUCCGACUCUCGAGCGUACCUACCAUGGAUCCAAAAAUCUUAGGGAUACCCAUGGCCUAAACUUGUUGCUGAAUCCCCGCUGCCUCCACGGCGUCCAUGCCCUAGCUAUUUGAUGCUUGCUUCAGCCCAGGGUUUUCCUCCGAAUCCCCCUUCUCCAGCCUCAGCUCCCCUCUCCAAUCGCAGUUGCAGUUGCGGCUGGGCUAGGCUUUCGUCAGCAGCACUUUCCUCCCCUCGGCUCUUGACAGAUCGAACUGCUUCCAUCAGCAAUUCAAUCGGGAGAUGGCCACCACUCAGUUCGCCAUGGUUGAGGAGCUGGCCUCGCUCAUCAAGGACAACCUGCACAGCAAGCAUCUCAUCCUCUCCACCGAGGAGUCCCUCGUCGCAGCCCUCCAGGAGCUGCACUGCCGUGAAGAGGACGACGGCGCGGCGGAUACGAUAGAGCUCCAGCCUGCCGGGGCCUACCACCGCCUUCUCUUGCAUCGCCUUGCUGAAAUUUAUGGGUUCGCGCAUGAAUCGGCCGGUGAAGGCGAGGAUCGACAUUUGGUCCUCCAGCGCUGCCCCGAAACAGCCAUCCCAUCUGUUCUUGUUAGUGAUAUGAUAUGGAAGUUUGAUAACAGCGAUGAUUUCAUGUCUGUUGUGCUAACCCGAAAUGAUACAGAUUUUCAAAAACCUCAGAAGGCAGAUAUUGUCCAAAAAGACAUUUCUGUUAAAAGCUCGCGUCUGAAAGACAAUACAGACUCGAAACCUCUGAGGCAGCCAGCAGUACAUCCUGCAGCAUCAUUAAAGGAGAGGGAAGCUGCUUAUCGAGCUGCUCGUGAGCGGAUCUUCUCUGUGGAUGAUGCCAAGGGAAACGAUAGGUCAUACGUGAAAUGUCGGCAGGUUCCUGUUGUUGCUCAACGGAUGAUUGCCCAUGCACUCGGUCAAAAGGUUCAAAAUACCACAGAGGCAGUUGCCUCCACAGAAAGCAGAGGAAAACAUAAACAGCUGCCAAAUGGGAAAAGUAUUCCGACACAUAGCAGGAACAACUUCUGCCCAGUUACACCAGAUAACAAAGAAGCGGUUCGAAAUGGUAGGCCAAACUCAGCUGGUUGUAACUCGUAUCAAACUCCAUCAAGCCAAAGACGCCACACAACUAAUACUAGAGCUGUUACUGCUGAAGGCUUGAAGAAAGAACAGACUGGAGCAGCUAAAAGAAUGUUUGCACAUGCACUGGGUCUGUCUGCAGCUCGAGGAAGUAAUGGUGCGCUGCCCAAACCGAAGUAAAGAUGUGGAUUUGAGAACGGGUAAGUGGAGAAGGUUGCCCAGUGCAAGCUCAAGCUCCUGCCGUGGGAUGAACCUGCAACGGUUGGUGCUCUUCUGUGCCAUCUACUACUGUGGAGCGAUUUUUGUGGUGCUGUAGGAGAUGAAAGCGGUUAUUGGUUGGAUGUUAAUUGUUGGACUUGGACCCAGAGAGGAUAUGUGGCCCGGCGCUGGUUCGAAAAUUCAAGCUCAGAUGGGGAAAGAUGUUGCUGGAUACGCAUUACAUGCCAAGCCAAGUGGAAGAGAAACGCCCCUCCUGUCACUCGUAUGGUAAUAUCGCUCUAAGGUUGCUGCAAUUUGUUUACUCUAGUACGUUAUUUAGAGAGGCACAUCCUGUGCCGUUACUUUUUUCCUUUGACUAUACUUAUAUAAGGACGACUUGCUGGAUUUGUGGUCUUGAUUUAAUUUGUACUCUUAGGGCUUGUUUAGCAGCAAGUGUAAUGGACGAAAUUGAGAAGUUUAAAAUCUCUUACUAUUU